UGCUGCCGAUGCUGCACAGCUGUUAUUAUGCGGCAAAAAUCCUCCCUUCCAACAUGACUGUGGGAAGUUGUGCGCUCCUCCCUGGACACUCGGACAACCAUGCCAAGUUAGGUUCUAAUGGGGAAGUCACUCUUUCGCUGGCUGUGCUUCUCUUGUCGAAGACUGAACACCAGUUUUCGAAGGUGUCCUUUAUCCAAAAAGAGUCUGGUAAUCGUGAUCGUGUGUGUAGUUUAUUUAUUUUUUGUGGUUUCACACGUUGUACACUGGCAGCAGCUGCGGCACAUAUGGGUUGUUAAAGACAACUUCGGACGCGGCGGUGGAUUGGACACUUUGCGGAUUCCACACUCCGUGAGUGUGCAGAUCGGAGCGGCCGCCGCGGUGCCGACCCGAUCCAAUGUGGUGUACGUCACGCUCAAAUCUAAGCGUCAUAAACCCACAAAUAUUCGAGGCACAGUGAGACCAAAAGUGAGGCGAAAAGUGAGGAGAGGUAAAUCCGCGUUUUCGCACAGCAAAUUUGGCCAGUUGGAGCAGGACGCGGGCCAAAUUACGGACAACUUUGCGCCCAAAACGCGCCGGAGCCAAACUGGAGAUGCGCAUUACAAGUCAGUGGUUAUAACACGUGAAUUUGACACGAAUCCACAGGCAGACUCUGGCAUUAGUUCUAUCCGAAUUUACAGCCUGAGGACACCGCCGUGGUUCAGCGCGCAGGACGUCAGGACCAUGCGCUUUCUGACGGACACCAAAAUUUUGCGCAUCAAAGAAGUCAGUCACGGAGACUCUCCGUCCUUCCUGAUGUUCGAAGCGGAGACGAACGUUUCUCCGACCAGCCAAAAACACGGAACCAGCAACGAAGUGUGCAAAGGGCAGUGUGGAAUUAUCAGCAGCCCCGUGGACACGAGUGAAGUCUUUGCUUUCCACUUGGACAGGGUGCUCGCGCUCAAUAGGACCUCACCAGCUGUCAGCAGAAAGUUCAACUUUUUACACGAUGGCCAGCCCUGCCCAGUGGCAUUGUGGGAUGCAUCUCUUUUCCCAUCAGGCCUCACGGCAGGCGUUUCUGCUGUGAGUUUAACGUGGGGGGAGUACCAAAGCUCCCUGAAAGAGAGAUGCUGGCUGAAGAAUGUCAGCCCAAAGCCCAGCUCCGGAUGUUCAGCAGUUCAUCACUACGAGUGGAGCAAACUGGCUCUGUUUGAUUUCCUUUUACAGAUAUACAACCGCCUGGAUCAGAACUGUUGUGGGUUCAAACCCCGGAAGCAGGAUGCGUGUGUGGAACAAGGCCGACACACUGGAUGUGGGGAGCAGGACAGGAUACGUCUGGCAAACAUCAUCUGCAGGGUGGACGAGACCAGACAGCUGGUGUUCACCAAAAACAAAGGGUUCUUUGACCGCAAUGAGGACAAUCUGGACUUUCGGCUCCUUGAAGGAAUAAAGGAGUGUUUGCAGAUUUCCAGAGGAGGCGCUGUCAGUGCUGAGAAGCAGCAGGUUGAGGGAGAAGCUCCUCCAGUCUCUGUUCAUGGACCAGACCUACUGGGAUAGCCAGGGCGGCCGGCAGGGCAUCGACAAGCUCAUCGAUGUCAUAGAGAGGCGAGCCAAAGUGCUUCUUAAUUACAUCAACACACAUGGGAUUAAAGUCAUCACCAUGAAUGUGUAACAGAAGGUCACCAACUGCAAGUUGAGGAGUACUUUAAGGAAAGUAAUGGUUUACAUUUUUGGUUCAUUUUCUUCUACCUAAAAACCAAAUGUAAUAUACUUAUACACAGAGGUUUCUACAGCUAAAGUAUUUUUUUUCCUUCUGAGGCCAUUCAGAAAGUGAGUGUUUUUUACUUUGUGUCUAAAUCAAUUGCACUGUAUCAUUGUUUAUUUUCCUCUGUGUCACUGGAAUAAAAAUGCUUAUGAAGCCUUUUGUUGUGGCCAAAUAACCCACAAGCUUAAAUCUAAUUCUCUGGACAUCUCACCAAUUAUGCAAGUAAAGAAAUAAUUUUU
This is a messenger RNA of Thalassophryne amazonica, 1980 nucleotides long. RefSeq names its product golgi associated kinase 1B (gene gask1b). The transcript has 4 exons. The record is from RefSeq and is a predicted model, not a curated record. Gene Ontology annotation, cellular component: Golgi apparatus. NCBI's taxonomy places the organism in Eukaryota, Metazoa, Chordata, Actinopteri, Batrachoidiformes, Batrachoididae. The coding region runs from base 118 to 1533 and encodes 471 amino acids.